AACUUACAGAGAGUGAAGUCAGUCACAAAGAGUAUCCUAUACUCUUAGGUCAGUCAUUAAAAGUUGUUAUCUUAGAAUAGAGUUUAAAUUGAAUAUUUGUGGUACCGGUUUGAUAUAUAAUUGUAAUCAGUAAUAAUAAUUAAAUAUUUAUUCCAGUUAUUUAUUUAUUAAAGUUAAACUUUACUAUAGUUCGACAUGUAUGUUUAAUAUUUUUAAAUAUAUAAUCAUACAUAUUUGAUUGAAUCAAAUAGAAUAAAAAAAAUUUUUGUGUAAAAAAAGUGCUGAUAAACCUGGGGAUUGUUUAUAGGCGCCAAAAGUGACCUCAUCGAAGUGAGUCGAAGGACGUCAAGCUUCUAAAGACAGUGAAAAGCAAAACAAGAACAAGAUCAUUUUAAGGGGUCGAGGGACAUAAAGUCGCGAAGAAGCGGCAGUUUAUCGGCCCCAAGUUUUUGAAUAUGGCGUGUGAACGAUAUUGCUUGUUAACCUGCGGGUAUUUCAUUGGAUUUACGGUGGCUCUCGUUUUGGGAUCUUUACAAGUUAUUGCAGAGCCAGAACUUUCUUAUUACAAUUACAAAACUUUAUCAGAGCUCAACACCGAUGAAAUUCUAAUUCAUACACCAGAAUUAGAUAAAGCGUCGAACUUUAAACGAUUACGAAGAUCAUUAUCAGGACCGGAGCCAUCAUCACUAACAGCUUCAGCAACUGUUCCAUUAUCAUCAAGAAGAUCGCAAGAUCCAAUUCAAGAAUCUCCACUUAUAAAAACAAAUACAGGACCAACAGCGAACGUUACGUACUCAACAGAAAAUAUUACAAAUUCAACAGAUGAGUCAACAGUAAUAAGUACAACAUUAAAACCGAAUAUCACAAAAAAUGGAAAAAAUUCAUCUAUUAUUGUAUCUCAACCAAUUGUUCCUGUUACUGGACCAUCUCCUACUAAUAUUCAUGUCUGGGCUAACCAAACACGAUGGCCUAAUGCGACUCAAGACAAUGUUAAUUCAAAAAUGGAUAAUAAAUUCAAUAGAGUUGAUUUAAUGAAUACCACCGAAGCUUCUUCUAAUUCUUCAGAUUUAGAUGAUAUAUCUAUAUCAAAGUUUACUAAUGUUUCAAAUAAUACUUUAACUCAAAAUAAUACUAUGAAACAAGAGGACGACACUCAUCAGUAUUACAACAGUACGUUUAUCAUCGAUGAAUCUAUAGCCAAGAAUUAUUGGGUUGAUAUGGACAAUCAUCCUAAUCGCAAAGUUAAUGAUCUUUUAAGUCAAAGUCAUAGAAGAGCCGCAACUGUAGAAUUGAAUUUUGAUUUUCCAUUCUACGGACAUAAAGUUAGAAAUAUAACAAUAGCUACGGGUGGAUUUUUGUAUACAGGAGACUAUGUUCACAGCUGGCUUGCUGCCACUCAGUACAUUGCCCCGCUGAUGGCGAAUUUUGAUACCCGUCUUUCAAAUGAUAGUUAUGUCAAAUAUGCAGAUAACGGUACGGCAUUCACUGUCGAAUGGACAAAGGUCGUACUUCAAGAUAAACCAAAAGAUGGAGAAUUUACAUUCCAAGUGACUCUUUAUGAAAAUGGUAACAUUGUUUUUGUUUACAAAGAAAUGCCACUUUCGGUUGAAGAAAUCGAAGACAAGGCUCAUCCAGUUAAAGUUGGAUUAAGUGAUGCUUACAUCAUGGAUAGAACUCGUUUCUUUGUCCGUAAAAAAACUAUUUAUGAGUACCAUCGUGUCCAUUUUAAUCAUCAAAAUAUUACGAAUUGGACGGUGAUUUUUCUUCGUGCAUUACCAACUUGCCUACAAAUGGAAAAUUGCACAGAUUGUCUGACUAAAGUGCCGGAAUUCACUUGUAAAUGGUGUGCAGAAUUAAAUCAAUGUAGCACGGGUACAUUCCGACAGCGACAAGAUUGGUUGGAGAAAGGAUGUGAUCAGAAAAGUAUUACAGAGGAAAGCAGUUGUCCAGUAAGUCCUAAAACACUUACAGGACAUAAUGAUCAUCAUGACAAUGCCCACAUUAUUUCUGAUGGAGAAUUAUCAGCAGAUGUUCAACCAAAUCGUUUGGCCAAUGAACCAGCUAUUACCGAACACUCUCACAGUCAUGUAAAUAUGAGUCACAUGAGUUUUUCAGGAAUCAUUAGUAUUCUUCUGGUUAUUUCUUUAGUAUCAGGUUUAGCUGGCUGGGCUGUUUACGCUUAUCGCAACCCUCAUAGUGCAUCAGGACAAAUGCUAAUUCGAUAUCGUCCAAGUCAAUGGAGUUGGCGAAGAGGUGAAGCACGUUAUACAGCCGCGACUAUUCACAUGUGAUCGAAUAUAUUGAAAGUCAAUUCAAAUUAAAUUAAAGUAUCAAUCAAUUGAAAUUAAAGCUAUAAGAUCAAUGUUCUCUAGAUAUUAUGCUCUAUAGUAUUCACGAAUUUAAAAAUAACUCGUGAUGAAUAAUUGCUGCUAUUACUCGGUAAUUAACUUUUUUUUCCCGAGUAAUAUUUACAUUUUAAAAAAUAAUAGAAAUUUGUACAUUUUUAUAUUUUUAAAAAUACUGCAUUAAUAUGGAAUAAUUUAAAAACUCAUUGAAUAUAAUCAAUGGUUUAAAAAUAUUGAUGCAUAUUUUUAACAAUUUUUUAUUAUACUUACAUAAGAACAAAUAUUUACUUUUAUAUAUAACAAAGUAUUUUUGAAAGAAAUCAAUUUACACGACAACUUUUUUAAAAAUAUUUCAUAUUCUUUACAAAAUUUUAAAAGUUCAAUUUUUUCGAACAAUAUAGUCUUUAUAUCAAUUAAAUGGUAAAAAUUAUCAGCAUGAACAAAACAAGAGAAAUUAUAUCUUUAAAUCAUAAGUGCCUUAGCAAUAAGUUCACUAAAAAUUGCUGUAAAAAAAAAAUUUAUGAUGAAUGAAUGACUUAUUAUGCAAAAACACAAUCAUGUUAAUGUUAAAAAAUAUUUGUGAGGUGCCUUAGGUGGGGCUCAUCCUAUUUAGAUCUGUGAAAACAUAUUUUAUGGUUUUUAUUGCUCAUUUAACUCAGCACAUGAAAAAAAAAUCUAGCUCUGGGCAAGUUUUGGGAGUUUUUGAAUUCCAAAACACAGCACUAAUAAGCUGCUGAAAUCAGCGUGCAAAGCUUUGGCAUCUAGAGGCACUAUAACUAAUGUUUAAAUUAUCUCUCAUUUUUGAAGCUAUUAUAAUUUAUUUAAAAGUUAGAACUUUUCCAUUGGCUUUUUUUUUAGAUUAAUCUUUAUUAAAAAAGUGAAACUUUGACUGUGUGAAAUAGAUGAAUCUCAUUUUUAAACAGUUCAGUUUUCAUGUCCCCAUAACUAAUCCUAAAAUUAAAAUUUCGUUACAUAUAUUUAUAUACUUAUAAGUCACCUUGAUUAAAAGAAACAAUUUGUAAUGUUAAAUGCCCAUAAGAAAAGGGAUUCAAAAGUAUUCAAAGUAUUCAAAAGCAUUAAAAAGUAUUUAAAAUUUUUUUUUUCUAAUCGUUUUAAAUCGUUUCUUUUAAUAAGGGCAAUUAAACUGUUGAAAAAAAGAGAAGAAUAACAUCUUCAAACAAAAAAGAAUGAACUUAUAUCCCAUCAGCAUAAAUUUUUAGUCAAAAGUAAAAAUAAAAAGGAGAUAAACUGAAAAUCACGGAUAUUUUGUUGGAGCGUGUAAAAUAAAUUCCUUUGUUUUUAACUUUUCUAAAAGAUUUAUGUUUUAACGAACAAUAUCUUAGAACAAAAAAAAAUUGGUAUAAAAAUUAACACAUGAAACAA
Messenger RNA from Microplitis mediator, 3728 nucleotides. Its product is annotated as plexin domain-containing protein 2. The record is from RefSeq and is a predicted model, not a curated record. The coding region runs from base 456 to 2291 and encodes 611 amino acids. The transcript is spliced from 8 exons. NCBI's taxonomy places the organism in Eukaryota, Metazoa, Arthropoda, Insecta, Hymenoptera, Braconidae.